Phycodurus eques (leafy seadragon) is the source of this 470-nucleotide messenger RNA. RefSeq names its product NADH:ubiquinone oxidoreductase subunit S6 (gene ndufs6). The record is from RefSeq and is a predicted model, not a curated record. Gene Ontology annotation, biological process: mitochondrial electron transport, NADH to ubiquinone. The transcript is spliced from 4 exons. Bases 14 to 403 code for a protein of 129 amino acids. NCBI's taxonomy places the organism in Eukaryota, Metazoa, Chordata, Actinopteri, Syngnathiformes, Syngnathidae.
ACUCGCUGCAAACAUGGCGGCCGCUGUCACUAGAGUCUUGUCCUUCAGUAAAAAUCUUAAGGUGUUUGUUUCUCCUUUGAGGCUUUCUGCUGUGCCUGCACACCGUUACAGCGUGGAGGUUUCCACCACUGGUGAGCGCAUCACACACACUGGACAGGUUUUUGAUGCAAAAGACCCAAGGAGGGCCAGAUUUGUUGGCAGACAGAAAGAGGUGACUAAUAACUGGGGCAUCAAGUUAGUGGCUGAGGAGGGUGUGACUGACGUCGAGGCCCAUGUGGUGUCCUGUGAUGGUGGCGGUGGAGCACUCGGUCACCCAAAAGUCUACAUCAACUUGGAUAAAGAUACUAAAGUGGGCACGUGUGGCUACUGUGGAUUACAGUUCAAGCAGAAGCAUCAUCACUGAAUCCAUCCCUGUCCCUUUGCUUCACUGUAUAACUUGCAAUAUUGGUUAAUAAAUUAUAAUCUACGUA